This is a messenger RNA of Rosa chinensis, 534 nucleotides long. Its product is annotated as 40S ribosomal protein S15a-1-like. The transcript is spliced from 4 exons. The coding region runs from base 247 to 477 and encodes 76 amino acids. The record is from RefSeq and is a predicted model, not a curated record. Lineage: Eukaryota; Viridiplantae; Streptophyta; Magnoliopsida; Rosales; Rosaceae.
AGUGACCAAAUUGAUAGUGAACACAUGACAUUAGGUCACUAAUGGUAUAGAAUUAAUGACCAACGAGGACAACAGGUCACUAAAGAGAUGGACGCGAAAUAUGUGAGCGGGAUAAUUGGGCGCGGUUUCUCAAAGCUUGAAGCGGGAUAUUGAUUUCUUUCAUUUUUUAUUUUUAUAAAAUCUGGUCACGUCUUUUGUUCUCCUUCAAAAACUGAAUGCACCAUCUAGUCUAUCUUCCUCUUUCAGAUGGCUUCUUGUUCUUGCGACUCAUCUUCGUCAGUCAUUCGUGAAGGGAUACAGGGGAGCCUUGCUAUUAAAACUGUGGAACUUCAGGAUUCAGCAGCGACAAUGGUGAGAGUUAGUGUGCUGAAUGAUGCUCUCAAGAGCAUGUACAAUGCAGAGAAACGAGGUAAGUGUCAGGUGAUGUACAUACCUCCAAUAAUAUGGAGUAUUUACUACAUCACCAAGCAUAAGUAACACCUACUUUGGGACAUCCACAAGACAUGGCAAAGCCCAACCGAGACAUGCAUCGUG